Molecule: messenger RNA, 618 nt
Organism: Drosophila novamexicana
Lineage: Eukaryota; Metazoa; Arthropoda; Insecta; Diptera; Drosophilidae
Product: major allergen Ani s 1
Exons: 2
Coding region: 184-498 (104 amino acids)
Molecular function (GO): serine-type endopeptidase inhibitor activity
Source: RefSeq, a predicted model, not a curated record
UUCGCUCGGUUCGUUGGCCCACGUCGCGUUUUGUCAAAGUAGCGCAAAUUACUUAAAAAUAAACAACGAAACUAUUGGAACAGCCAGCCAGCCAGCCAGGUCCACAGACGCAGCCAUAGACAUUUCACUCGUCGAUCUUAAUUCUAUUGCAUUUUACCGCGGCGUGAAAAUAAUUGAAUAAAAAUGAAUUUUAAAGUCAAUUUGACGUUCCUAUCUAUCGCACUAGUCUGCCUUAUUUCUGUCAUUCUGCUGACUCAGACGAUCGGAAUCGGUGCAGCCGGAUCUGGAGAGGGUCAGUGCAAGGAGCUAAACAACGUUAACUGUUAUGUGGGCCGCAACGAGGGCAACUACUGCAACAGCAAGGAUCAGACGAAGGCCCUGACCCGCUGGUACUACGACAAGGGUGUCUGCCGCCCCUUCGCCUACAAGGGCUGCAACGGCAAUCGCAAUCGAUUCUGCACGCAGGACAGCUGUGAAACACGCUGCGGCGGCCACUGAAUAUCGAAAGGGACACACAGUUACACACAUUCAGUUACACAUCCACUUAGCUGAUAAGUUUAUAUGUUUAUAUAUAUAUAUAUAUAGGUACUGAGCGCAAAUAGAAGCAAACCAAGCGAA